AUGCGCAUUCAUGGCAUUGGAGAUGACCAAGCCGAUCGAAUGAAUAGGGCUCAAAAACUUUUGGAAAAUGUUGGAUUGGAUGCCACGGCGUUAAAUCGAUACCCCAAAGAUUUUUCGGGCGGCCAACGUCAGCGCAUCGGCAUUGCCAAGGCCAUCGCCAUUGGUCCAGAGCUCAUCAUUUGCGAUGAAAGCGUAUCGGCUCUGGAUGUAUCGGUUCAGGCCCAAGUGCUUAAUUUAUUGAAUGAACUUAAACAAAAUCACGGGUUUGGGUUUUUAUUCAUAUCCCAUGAUUUAUCGGUGGUGUAUCAUAUGAGCGAUCGCUUGAUGGUAUUGGAACAUGGCCAUUUGUUGGAAUUGGAUAACGCCGAUAUAGUGUACGAAACCCCUAAAUCGGCCUAUACCCAACGAUUGAUUCAGGCCAUACCAACGAUGGAUUAG
This is a messenger RNA of Notodromas monacha, 438 nucleotides long. Lineage: Eukaryota; Metazoa; Arthropoda; Ostracoda; Podocopida; Cyprididae. The record is from the annotation of a GenBank genome assembly.